This is a messenger RNA of Toxotes jaculatrix (banded archerfish), 1427 nucleotides long. RefSeq names its product asporin (LRR class 1) (gene aspn). The record is from RefSeq and is a predicted model, not a curated record. Gene Ontology annotation, molecular function: protein binding. The coding region runs from base 170 to 1264 and encodes 364 amino acids. NCBI's taxonomy places the organism in Eukaryota, Metazoa, Chordata, Actinopteri, Toxotidae. The transcript has 8 exons.
GAGAGAGGGUGAUGCUGUUCUCUGUUCACUGGGAAUGUAUUGACAGAGGAUCCAACUCUCAACCUUCCAGCUGGACCCUGCUGCUGCUCUCCUUACUGCGUGGGGUUUAAACCGGGACACAAACACCUGACGGCUGAGCUGUUUCACUGACCGACCUUCUAAUAAAACCAUGAGGGUCUUCCUCCUGCUUUGCCUGCUGGCGUUAGGGAACGCCAAACCCUACCAGCCCAUCAACGUUAUGGACUUCAUGAGAAACUAUGACAUCAUGAUGGCUGAUUCGGAUGAUGACGACGAUGACGAUGAUGAUGAUGACAACGAUUACGAUGAUGAAGAUGAGAACUGUCCAGCUGGUUGCCAUUGCACACCCAGAGUGGUACAGUGCUCCGACCAGGGUCUGAUCUCUGUUCCUGAGAAGAUUCCUGAAGACACUGUGAUGAUAGACCUCCAAAACAAUGAUAUCACUGAGAUCAAGGAGGAUGACUUGAAAGGCCUCCACAAGCUUUAUGGCCUGUUUUUGAUCAACAACAAGAUCUCAAAGAUUCACCCCAGGGCCUUCAGAAACAUGGACCAUCUCAGGCUGCUGUACCUCUCCUACAACCUGCUGACUGAGAUCCCUGCCAACCUGCCUCCAAACGUCUUCGAGCUCCGCUUCCAUGAAAACAAGAUCAACAGAAUCCAGAAGGAUGCAUUUAAAGGCCUGAGGAAACUCCAUGUGCUGGAGCUGGGUGCCAACCCUCUGGACAACAAGGGGAUUGAGUUUGGAGCUUUUAACGGCUUGUCAACUCUGUAUAUUGGAAUGGCAGAGGCCAAACUAACUGCAAUACCAAAAGACCUCCCGCCCUCCAUUACAGAGCUAAGUCUGGAUUACAACAAGAUCUCUAAGGUGGAAGUAGAAGACUUCAUCAGAUAUAAAAACCUGCAGAGACUAGGACUUGGCUUUAACCAGAUCAGGUCUGUAGAAAAUGGCAGUUUUGUCAGCAUCCCAAACAUCCGUGAGAUCCACAUGGACAACAACCGUCUGAAAAAGGUCCCACCGGGUCUCAGCUCCCUGCGCUACCUCCAGGUGAUUUACCUCCAUGGCAACAAAAUCAGCAGUGUGGGAGUCAACGACUUCUGUCCCAUCAGGUCCAAUGUCAAGAAGAACCUGUACACAGGCAUCAGUCUGUUUGCCAACCCUGUUAAAUACUGGGACAUCCAGCCGGCCACCUUCCGCUGUGUGACUGGACGGAGGGGCGUUCAGCUCGGAAACUUCAGAAAGAAGUAGGGAGUGAAAACGAGGCGUUCCAGAUAGCUCAAAAAUGGAGAACUGCCAAUAUCCUUGCAAGACCAUUAAGAACGAGCUGGAAAUAAAAAUUCAGAUAAAUUAAAAAAAAAAAAAAAAAAAGAAAGAUGAAACUCCAAUUCUUAAGUGUUAGCUGUUCAGGAAA